This is a messenger RNA of Arabidopsis lyrata subsp. lyrata, 620 nucleotides long. RefSeq lists its product as uncharacterized. Bases 1 to 591 code for a protein of 196 amino acids. Lineage: Eukaryota; Viridiplantae; Streptophyta; Magnoliopsida; Brassicales; Brassicaceae. The record is from RefSeq and is a predicted model, not a curated record. The transcript has 3 exons. Gene Ontology annotation, biological process: rRNA base methylation. Gene Ontology annotation, cellular component: cytoplasm. Gene Ontology annotation, molecular function: rRNA (uridine-N3-)-methyltransferase activity.
AUGGAUGUUUCACAAACUUUAUACUGUGGUCAUUACAAUAAUAAACAGCAAAUACUUCUGGUCGGAGAAGGAGACUUCUCCUUUUCUCUUUGUCUAGCCAGAGCCUUUGGUUCGUCUACUAACAUCACUGCAACUUCUCUUGAUACUCGAGAUGAGUUAGGGCUGAAGUACAAGGAUGCUAAGAAUAAUGUAGAAGAGUUGGAGAGACUUGGAUGCACUGUGGUUCACGGUGUUAAUGUGCACUCCAUGAACACAGAUUAUCGGGUCGUCAGAUCGGAUCUAUAUGAUAGAAUCAUCAUUAAUUUUCCUCACCAAGAAGUGGUGAGAGGAUUUUUGAGGAGUGGUAAAGAGAUGGUUAAAGACUUCACUGGAGAUAUUCAUGUUACUCAUAAGACGGCAUAUCCAUUUGCUAGUUGGAAUAUAAAAGACUUGGGUUCCGAAAUUGGUUUGUUUAACAGAAAAAUGGAGUUUGAACCGUUGCAAUAUCCGGGCUACUCCAACAAGAGAGGAAGUGGAAGUGACUAUGACUCAAGCUUCCCUGUUGGAGAAUUUUCUACUUUCAUGUUUAGGAAACAGUGGUUUUCGUGUUGAAUCGAAUAAACAUGUUUAGGAGUGCUCAU